AUGAUGCUUUCCUUUGCCGCCGCCGUUCUGGGUUUGCUGCCAGCUGUUCUUGGAGGAGGAGGGAGUCUGUAUUGCUUCUCCUGUGUCACGCCCAACACAUACGAAGUUGGGAUGGUGGCCGCCAUGGCGAAGCUGCACGUGGGCAUGUUUGAGUGCGAUGACUUCGACGUCAUCAGCAACACCACGGCCGACGAGCUGUUCAAGGACUUUCCUGAUGUUGCAGCGAUGCUCAAGGACAAGGUGCACGUGGUACACCAUCACCUCUAUGCGAAGAUGGUAAAAGGACCAAUAGGGCAUGACACUUCCUCACCGGCAACGGACCCGAAUUCCCCUCUCUACCAGGGGGAAAAUGCGAUCAUGCUCCACCUUGCCAAUGCCCCCAUCUUCAAGCACGUGUGGGAAACGAUCUUCCGCAUCGGAAGUUUCGAGAAGUACGACUACACGGCAAAGCUGGACGUUGAUGCAGUGAUCCUCCCGAAGCGGCUGUCGGGAAUUUUGGCUUCCCGACCGACUCGCCCGGAGUACUUCCUGAACUCGCUCCACGACAUGUACGGCAACUUCCUCCACGGGCCUGUAGAGCUGAUCUCCUUGCAGGGAAUGUAUGCGUUCCGGGACGCGAAGGAGCAGUGCUUCAAGAAGAUCGACAUUAAUAUGUACGGUGAGGAUUUCUGGGUCAACAAGUGCUGGGCUUUGCUGGGAAUCCAUGCGGUGAAAACCAACGACAUUCCGCUGCUCUACGACGAGUAUGAGUGGGGCAAGUCAGCCCAGCAUCACUGCUGGGAACUGAAUCCAGAUCCAGCUGUCUUCAGCGAGAACCAGUACUUCGGAGUGUACCACCCCCGCAAGAACAUGGAGGACUGGCUGGCGUGCCGAGAACAAACGGGAGUCCCCAAGUUCAUCUCAGAGGACGACAAGAAAGUGGCGCUCAAAAUAGCUGGUCCUGGCAAGGUUGACAAGAUCCUCGGCAAGAAGUACGAGUUGUCAUCCAGAGCGUACUACUCGACUGCUGCGGUGGGGGCAUUUGUCGCCAUGGGGAUUGCAGGUGUUGCCACGGUGGCAUUUGGCUCCUUUGUCCUGCGGAAGUGGAGGGGACCGACGGCCCUUGGACCUUACGAGGAGAUCGACUCCAACAGGGUCUUGCGGAUGCAGGACAUGCCACCAUUGUUAAACCCUGGUGACCUGGAAAGCAAGUGA
Molecule: messenger RNA, 1194 nt
Organism: Symbiodinium sp. CCMP2456
Lineage: Eukaryota; Dinophyceae; Suessiales; Symbiodiniaceae
Source: the annotation of a GenBank genome assembly